AUGUCAUUCCGUGAACUUCGUAAUUUAACCGAAAUGAUGCGAUCACUUGGAUAUCCACGCCCAAUCUCAAUGGAAAACUUUCGUCUUCCCAAUUUUGAAUUAGUUUCCGAUCUUCUUUACUGGAUGGUGAAAAAAUACGAGCCAAGUGCAAAUGUAAGCGAAGAAAUUGAUACAGAAGACGAUCGUGUUGAGUUUUUAACGCAAGUGACUGUAGAAGUUCUUGCGAAAGCUCACAUUCGUUUAAAUCCAAAGAAAUUAUACGCAGCUGAUGGAUUUGCUGUGAAAGAAUUAUUGAAACUUGCUCAAGUGUUGUAUGAAGCUUCUCGAAUUGAUUUCAACACAGCACAAGAAGUUGAUGAUGAUGAAGAUGAGAGUUCAAUGAAAUCUUUGCUUGGAUCACGAAUAAAAGAUCCAAAAGCUACACGACAACUUGGUUCAGAUCUUACACAAGCGGGUGCGAAACUUUAUGAUCUGUUAGAAACCGAACUGGAUGUUCGAGAAGUACGACAACAGGCACUUCGUUUUUUAGAUGCUUUAGCUACAACUUCCGAACAUUCAAAGGAACAAAAGUAUCUUGAACGAAGUAUUCAAGAGAUUCUUGUGACAUUACAAGAUAAUGUUGAAAGGACGGAACGCCAAGUUGUGGAAUUAGAUGCUGAAGAGAAAGCUUUAGCAACUAAAAUUCAAAAAGCACACACUGAUCUUGAACGAAGUGAAAAGCGUUUAAAGAGUUUACAACAUGUGCGUCCAGCGUUUAUGGAUGAAUAUGAAAAGCUCGAGAUGGAGCUUGAACGACAGUAUGCAAUUUAUUGCGAACGUUUUCGUAAUCUUGAUUAUCUACAACGUGAGUUAGAAUUACACAAAAGUCGGGAAUUAAAGCAGUUGGUUGAAAACGAUCGAUCAUUGAAAAAACUUCACAAGAAAUUUCGAGAUGAUGAACUUGCGAUUUUACGUGGAGAACAAGAUGAACAGAUGGAGAAUUCCAUAGUUGAGAAGAUGGAUAAGAAUCGACGUCAUGGAGACGAAAGAAAUGGAACGAAUCAACGAGAAGAAAGUGAUUUGAACGAUUCAGAUGAAGAGAGUUUAGAUGAACCAAGUGGUAGUAGUGAAGAAGAGAAUUCAAGUGACGAGAGUCUUGAACAUCGUGACAAUGUACCAAGUGGAUCAGACUCGGAUCAAGUUUCUCUUGCAGAUUCAGGUGAGCUCAUUGAUCAAGAUGAAGACUCCGAAUCAAGAUCUGAAGUCUCAGGUUCAGGAGUCUCGGGCUCGGAUACCAACUCGGACUCUUCAGAUCAAGAUUUUUAA
Messenger RNA from Plasmopara halstedii, 1305 nucleotides. Its product is annotated as Predicted coiled-coil protein. Bases 1 to 1305 code for a protein of 434 amino acids. The transcript has a single exon. Gene Ontology annotation, biological process: cilium assembly. NCBI's taxonomy places the organism in Eukaryota, Oomycota, Peronosporomycetes, Peronosporales, Peronosporaceae. The record is from RefSeq and is a predicted model, not a curated record. Gene Ontology annotation, cellular component: centrosome; intraciliary transport particle B; cilium.